Molecule: messenger RNA, 314 nt
Organism: Aspergillus neoniger CBS 115656
Lineage: Eukaryota; Fungi; Ascomycota; Eurotiomycetes; Eurotiales; Aspergillaceae
Exons: 1
Coding region: 85-252 (55 amino acids)
Source: RefSeq, a predicted model, not a curated record
CCUUGGGAAUGGCGAUGGCCUUGUAGUUCUUGAUUAAACUGGAAAGGUCCUCCGCAGAUUGGUCCGGGGUGAAUUGUGGGGCGCAUGGUUGGACUGUGGCCUUUCAACUUGAGCAUCAUCUUUUCUGGGAUACUCUAUUACGUAUCUACCAUGAGAACGCCAGAUCGAGGGACUUUUCUUGCUUCCGAUUUUGGAGAAACAAUUCUGUGUGCACGUAUUACAAUGCGGCUGCCUAACCGCCCCAUCAGUUAGCGACUGGUGUAUUGUACUAGUGAGCUAGACAGCUGGGCUGAGUAAUGCCUGUCGGGCGCAAU